AACCCCGACCACACGACAGUACCAAUACACGAAGCAGGCACCGUCCCGCACGGGACGGGCCACUAUUAAGCUUUCCACUAUGGCUUCAGUCUCGGGCACCGCGAGGCCGUACAUACAGAGAGCAAACACCACCCAGACCAUCAACAAUGGCCAUGCUCCCCCGGUAAAUCACGGCCACCGUGCGUCGCUCUCCUCCUUCCCAUCUUCGCGAUCCCCCUCGGCAAUGUCGCACCACUCGCGACCCUCGAGGUCACCGCAACCCCCCUUACAGGCCGAUCUCGAUCGAAACUCGAACCCGAGUUCGAAGUCGAACAAGACAUCGUCCAUCAGCAGCAGGACGGCAUCAUCCUCUCAGCACUCGUCCCUGGCGCCAGUGCCGAAGAGGGUCAAUCCCGAUGCCAACCCUCCGCGGCGAGUGAGGUCGCAGUACCCAAGAGGCUCGGCGGAUAAUCAUGUGGAAUACAUCCUCGUCGCCUCGUUCGACAUUGACCGGGGCCCGAUCAUGGAACACCAGUUUCCUGUUGCUAUAACCGGAGAUGAGCACAUGCUGGCCGAGUUGAUGUUGCCGGAUCAGGCCCACGCCCGCAAUCAGGACUGGACCAUCUUCUUCCUGCACAAGGACAGCACACAAGAAGAGGAUGAAGAGGAGGCUAAGAAGAAAAAAGCACGUAGAGCGCGGAGGAAGCGAAGGAGGGACCGGGCGGCUGGUCUAGUUAAGCACGAUGGCGACGAUACCGCCGAUGAGGAAGACGACGACGACGAUAACGACGACGAACAUGAUGACUUGGACGACGAAUCUAGUGACGACGAUGAGCCAGAAGGCGGAGAGGGCCCGCCUUUGGUGUACGUACUGAAUCUGGUUAAUACGAAGCACGACAAGACGGCCAAGAGAGGAGCGGUCGUGAAGGCCAUGGCAAUAUGCACGAGACAUUCUUUCCUGCACAUAUACAAGCCGCUUCUAUUAUUAGCGCUGGAAGAAUACUUCAAGUCGCCUGUGCCAGAGACUUUAUCGAUGCUAUACGAUGCCGUCAACAGUAUGGAUUUGUCACUUAUGCCAAAGCUGAGUCUUCUGGAAAGAAGCCUCUUGCUGGCAAGUGACAACAAAGAUCUUUUCGUGGAGAAGUUCGCCCAGAUGAUUGAGAUCCGCAUGGCAGAGGAUCGAAGAGGGUCGGUCACAGAACCGUUGGAUGCAAACAGGAGCCCGCCAAAGCUGCAGGAAAUCUCUCGUGCGGGCACAAAGGCUUAUUUGGCUGGUUCAUCUGGUCAUGCUCUGCCUCGAGAUACCCAUGAGUUCGAAAGCAAGGUCCUCUACAAGGGUAUUCCCAUCCCCGUCAAGGUACCCACUGCUGUCAUGCCAGAGACCGUGGGAGACUUUUCCAUCAUCAAGCUUAUCCAGACCUUUUCGGAACCGCAUGCAAAAUCACCUCAACCUUUCUCGGUGCAUCCCCACCUUACAACGAACGGACCGAAUACUCAUCCUAUCAUAGUGCUGGCCAACGCGCUGCUCACACAAAAAAGGAUCAUCUUUCUGGGCCAUAACAUGCCCUCAGGGGAUGUUGCCGAAGCAGUACUUGCUGCAUGCGCCUUGGCGUCCGGGGGCAUUCUGAGGGGAUUUACCAGGCACGCCUUCCCUUACACAGAUCUGACCAAGAUCGACGACUUGUUGAAAGUUCCUGGCUUCAUUGCUGGGGUCACGAAUCCCACUUUCGAGCUUCACCCGGAAUGGUGGGACGUAUUAUGCGAUAUUCCCAGUGGGCGCAUGAAGAUUAGCAGCAGGACUGAAACCGCACCCAUCACAGAGGGUCUAGUUUACUUCCAACAACAGCACCCUAGCUUUGCCAAUUUGGUCAGUGGCUCAUCGAUAUCCAGCGACCUGACCGGAGACGUGGUUUUUAUGAACGAUAUUUUGAAAGGCAUCGCCGCGAGGCUUGGCGAACGGGUCAUUCGUGCGAAGUUGCGCGACUGGAUAGUCAAGUUUUGCAGGAUAGCCGCCGCUUUUGAAGAAAGUGUGUACGGAGCUAGUGCGUUGUAUAUUGGUGGCGACGACGCCGAGAACAGCAACAUCGGGCUGAGUGGGCACGGAUAUGUGUGGGCAGACGAUACCGCCAAGCAGAAGGAACUAGCAGGCAAUGUGUGCAGGAUCGAGGGUUGGAGAAACACUCGAAGCUAUUACAGCUUCAUCCAGGACCUCGCGCAGCUGUACACGAUCAAGCCUCUCAAGGGGUUGGACCUGCAUCAUUUGCACGAUCGUCUGCGCACACAAAAGCUCAACCCGUCUCAAAGUCGGGAGAUCUACAUGGCCUUCUCCAAACACGUUUACUCAUACGACGAAACGUGUUUGCUGCUUACUGUCGCUCCCGAGUCUCAUGCUGGGUUAUUUUAUCUGGCCUUGGGUCUCUUCCAUAGAGACAAGGACGUGCGUAUCAAGACUACGGAGCUUUUAGAGAGGAUUAGCGAGCACCAAGCCGGGCAGCACUGGUGGAAAGGGCUCAGCCGAUUUGAGAAACUGGCUUUCCAUCGUAUCAAGAGAGAGGCUGAGGCUGAAAUGCGCAUCAAGCUAGAGAAGGAGGGAUUCAACGCCGAAGUUGAUAAGAGAAUCAGCUGAUUGUGCUGCGGGACUCUUAUUAUCAACGGUUGGCUCGAAGUUUUUCGGAAAUUGGAAGGAGAUGAUAAACGUGCAGAAGACCAUUAUGCUCGCGAGAGGUUGAUUUUGUUCUUCUACUUUUUUUGCUGUAUUGCUUCUAGAUAUCCCGACGUAAAGUGCUCUGUAGAUGGGUGGAAUUUCCGCUUAGCUUGUCAGCCGAUCUAUUUAUAUACCGGUUUACUUUUUCAGAACCUAAAUGUUCAGGAUCAUACCGUCCGAUAUUCAAUUCCUGUAAGUCGUACCAGAAAAUCACUACGAAGCACAUCUACAGGUACUAGUGAGUCCCCAUACCAUCGGGAGGUCUGUAUAUGUGACGCAAACAGUGAUGUGGAGACUCAUAUGUAUGUU
Truncatella angustata is the source of this 2992-nucleotide messenger RNA. RefSeq names its product spindle pole body interacting protein. Bases 80 to 2605 code for a protein of 841 amino acids. The record is from RefSeq and is a predicted model, not a curated record. Gene Ontology annotation, biological process: actin cortical patch localization. Lineage: Eukaryota; Fungi; Ascomycota; Sordariomycetes; Amphisphaeriales; Sporocadaceae. Gene Ontology annotation, cellular component: plasma membrane. The transcript is spliced from 3 exons.